GCAGGUUUGUUCUGUUUGGGAGCAGUGGGCUGCAUCACGAUUCGUCCGAAUUGUUUCGGGGAUUGAGAUGGGAUGUGAGAUGAGUGCUUGUAAAUCCGAUUCCCAUGAUGCGAUUUGCCUGGGGGUCGAUUUACCCCGAGUUUUCUCGUCUUCUGAUUUUACAAAGCAAGAAGGACAAGGGAUCUCUAUACGGAAGGGUUGAGCCGGUGCAUGUAAAAUGCAGACAAGGCUGGGUCACGACCUGGUUGUUCUCGGGGGUUCUAGCCUCUUUCCAGCCCGCCACGAAGAAGACAAAACUCCAUACUCGUACGGCUUUGGUGAUGUUAUUCGGUGUUAUAUCCGUUCACUAGGGACAUAAGGUUUGGUUUCAUUUGGGACGAAAUAAACCAAUUGAGCGUUCCCAGCUGUCACUUUUUUUCUUUUUUUUUCUUUUUUCUUUUUG
Molecule: messenger RNA, 442 nt
Organism: Trichoderma harzianum CBS 226.95
Lineage: Eukaryota; Fungi; Ascomycota; Sordariomycetes; Hypocreales; Hypocreaceae
Exons: 1
Coding region: 105-350 (81 amino acids)
Source: RefSeq, a predicted model, not a curated record